Alligator mississippiensis (American alligator) is the source of this 564-nucleotide messenger RNA. RefSeq names its product adipogenesis regulatory factor (gene ADIRF). Lineage: Eukaryota; Metazoa; Chordata; Crocodylia; Alligatoridae. The coding region runs from base 104 to 334 and encodes 76 amino acids. Gene Ontology annotation, biological process: positive regulation of fat cell differentiation. The record is from RefSeq and is a predicted model, not a curated record. Gene Ontology annotation, cellular component: nucleus. The transcript has 3 exons.
AAUAAAAACAGCACGACUUUGAUUAGUUCUCUCAAAGUGUAAAACAAAUUGCUUUGCUUACUUUUAAACUGAAGAGGAUUGCCAGAAGGUAGCUAAAGCAAUCAUGUCAAGUAAAGGUUUUCAGGGAAUCAAACAACAGGCAGAGGGAGCGGCACAAGAUGCUGCAAAUGCACUGGGCCAAGCUGCACAAGAUGCAGUGAAUCAAGCUACCAACACAAGUCAAAAAGCAAUGGAUUACGUUUGCAAGACAGCUCAAGAUGGUGCUGAGAAAGCAACUGCUCAAGCAACUGAAGCAAUGUCUGCCUUUGGAAAAAAAUGUUCAUUUAAGAAAUGAUGUAAUAUAAGCAAAAGAUAUCAGCUAUUGUAAAACCUAUGUUUGCUCUACUGUUCAAAGUUUGUGUUGAAAAGUGAAAAUUAUUUGAGAUUAUGGAUAAUUUAGACUGUUUAAACUUAAUUAAAAAACAUCAUGCAGAAUGCCCCACUCUAACAUUUAAAAAUAAUCCUGUGUAUUAUAUUCAUAAUCUCUUAUUCAAUAGGGAUCAUUAAAGUUCUAAUAUGACUUAA